GCAGCUCCUCCCCCACAGCGAGGAUGGGUUCUGCUCUCUCCCUCUCCGUCACUAACCCUCCCUCCAGGCAGAGGAAGAAGGCUGAGGAAGAGGGGGAGGAGGAAGAUGAGGAUUUGCUUGACAGCCAGGAGCGUGUGGAGGCCAUUGCCAAGUUCCCCUAUGUGGAGUUCACAGGGCAGGACAGCAUCACCUGCCCCUCCUGCCAGGGCACAGGCUGCAUCCCCACAGAGCAGCUCAACGAGCUGGUGGCUCUGAUACCCUACAGCGACCAGCGGCUGCGCCCCCAGAGGACGAAGCUCUAUGUCCUGCUCUCAGUGCUGCUCUGCCUCCUGCUCUCAGGCCUGGUGGUCUUCUUCCUCUUCCCCCACUCAGUGCUGGUGGAGGAUGAUGGCAUCAAGGUGGUGCAGGUGUGGUUUGACAAGAGGAACUCCGUGGUGCUCCUGGCCAUCACCGCCACCCUAAGGAUCAAGAACUCCAACUUCUACUCCGUGGCAGUGCCCAGCCUGACCAGCCAGGUGCAGUACAUGAACACAGUGGUGGGAAGCCAGCAGCUCUCCAACCUCUCCAGCAUCCAGCCCCGGAGUGACAAACUGGUGAACUUCACAGUGAAGGCAGAGCUGGGUGGACCUUUCUCCUAUGUGUACUUCUUCUGCAGCUUUCCCAAGGUGAAGGUCCACAACAUAGUCAUCUUCAUGAGGACCGUGGUGAAGCUCUCCUACAUUGGCCACAGCACCCAGAGCACUCUGGAGACUUACCACUACGUGGACUGCAGCACCAACUCCACAGCUGCCCCUGGCCUGCUGCCUCUGCUCUCCCUGCCUGCUGCUGGAGGAGCAACCAGAGCCCAGAGCAAGGCCUGAGGGCAGAGCUGAGGCCUGAUGGACCUCUGGGAAGGGAGCAGCAACCUUGCAAGGGAAGCAGAAGGCUCAGUGAGAGACUUUGGUGGCUGAGAGCUUUGGGUGCCUGCUGUGGCACCUGGGUGGUGCUCAUGCAGAGCCUGCCCCAGCACCAGGCUCCUGCUGGGCUCUGAAGGAAGCAGUCUGGGGGGCUCUGGACUCAGGCUUGUGGGGGGAAGGGGCUCAGCAGGUCCCAGCAGUUUCAAGCUGAGUCUUGCAGCUGCUCUGAGGCUCAGCACUGGCAGCUCCUGGCAGGGGGCACCUAAUGAGUCCUGAUUAAUUUAUUCCACUUCAAGCAGGGGCAGCAGGUCCCUGGCUGCUUCCAAAGCAGGAGGAGGGGUGGGAAGGGCUCAGCCUUGGAAGGAGCAGGCAGGAGGAGC
This is a messenger RNA of Dryobates pubescens (Downy woodpecker), 1276 nucleotides long. It is a transcript of the gene TMEM106C, whose product is annotated as transmembrane protein 106C. The record is from RefSeq and is a predicted model, not a curated record. The coding region runs from base 24 to 860 and encodes 278 amino acids. Lineage: Eukaryota; Metazoa; Chordata; Aves; Piciformes; Picidae. The transcript is spliced from 7 exons.